UCAAACCGUCCAACUUAGUCCAUAAGCUUUCUGCACUCGUUCUACUCGUGAAUGGCCCUCCAGUUCUGCAGUUGAAGUGGGUUUCGAGUAUAAAUUCAGUUUGGUAUUCGGAUUAUUGAUCAUCAUCUUCAUCACUCCUAAUCUAUACUCGGUUAAUCCGAAUUCUUGUGGUUUCUAGCCGAAGAUGGCCGGUGGCAUCUUCAAUCGUCUGUUUUACUAUCUGUUUUUUGUGUAUUUGGCAUCUUCUUUUGCUGGAUUGCAGGUUUUUGUGCGGGGUCGGUUGCUUCUAAGUUCUAAACCCCACCCGGAUGAUGCUGCGGCCACUGCUCGUUGGUUGGUUUCUCAGAAUUCAUGGGGAAUCUUGAGCACCAUCUCAAGUGAUUUCGGGGGAGCGCCUUUUGGGAAUGUGGUUUCGUUUAGUGAUGGGCCACCGGGCAAAGGUCGAGGCACGCCAUAUUUCUACUUAACUACUCUUGACCCAACUGCAAGAUAUGCAAUCUCAGAUGAGAGGGCUUCAUUUACGCUAAGUGAGUACCCUAUUGGCACUUGUGGCAAGAUAGAUCCCGAAAACCCGACUUGCGCGAAGAUUACGUUGAUCGGGAAGCUGAGGCAGGUGGAUCCUAAUUCCAAAGAAGCAGAGUUUGCUAAAACUUCCUUGUUCUCAAAGCAUGCAGAGAUGAAGAAGUGGCCUAAGGAUCACGACUUUCGGUUCUACAAUUUAGUAAUAGAGAACAUAUUCUUGAUCGAUUGGUUCGGUGGGCCGAAGCCUCUUACGGUCGAUCAAUAUCUACAUUUCAAAUUGAAUGAGUUCACAUCCAUGAAAUGAAUUUGUUGUACACUCUGAUCUUCCCUGUUCAUAUCAGCUUCCUGGGUUUGAACUGUAAAAAGUUUAUACAGAAUCAUUGUUUAUGGGAAGAAUAAAGUUUCGUUCAUUUGUUGUCCACAUUCCAGAGUUGCUGAUGGGUCUUCAAUCAUGUAUUAUUUAUAAAUAAAUUUGUAACAAGUUUGAUAAAUGUGUUAUGAUAUUAACACAUUUAUUUCUUUAAUUAA
Molecule: messenger RNA, 1050 nt
Organism: Cucurbita moschata (crookneck pumpkin)
Lineage: Eukaryota; Viridiplantae; Streptophyta; Magnoliopsida; Cucurbitales; Cucurbitaceae
Product: protein CREG1
Exons: 6
Coding region: 185-826 (213 amino acids)
Source: RefSeq, a predicted model, not a curated record